Molecule: messenger RNA, 1782 nt
Organism: Lasiosphaeria miniovina
Lineage: Eukaryota; Fungi; Ascomycota; Sordariomycetes; Sordariales; Lasiosphaeriaceae
Exons: 1
Coding region: 209-1687 (492 amino acids)
Source: RefSeq, a predicted model, not a curated record
GAGCAACCCGUCAACUUGGUCACGUGAGUCGUUGUCUGUCUGAUGGCUUGACACCCGAUGCCCGCAGCUGCGGUUAAGCGCCAGGUCGCGCCUUCUCAUGUUUUAUGUUCUACUGUCCAUGAUCUAUCGCAGAUUCUACGUCUGACUCUACCUAGGCACACGCCCAAGCAGCGAAACUAAGGUACCUGAAUUAUUAAUUAGCGCCAAGAUGCCUGAACCCUUCUCCAUCGCUAUUGGUGUCAUUGGACUGCCCAUGUCGACCUUCACCUUUUUCGUAUCGACAAUCCAGAAGUCGGACCAAUUCCGUCGGGACUUCCAAAAUGCGCACAGGGCCCUUGGUUCCGCCCAAACCCAGCUAGUAAUGGGAAAGAUGAAUUAUCGAUCCUGGAAAGAGACAUGGUGUAACGGACCACGCCACUUUACCGACGACGAUUAUGUUUACUUCUGGGGCCAGGAAGGCUAUGAUGAGGUCCGGCGCAUUGUCUCCAUGAUGGAAGAUAGCAUGGCCGAGCUUGCACUACUUUUGUAUUCCAGUCCAGACUUCACUCGCCCCACCCAGCCAAUGGCCCUCACCCAGAUCCAAGUCCAAAAGUGGGAGAGCGAACUGAGAGAUCUCCAAGCUGGCUUCAAUCCACAGGUCGGAUGGUUGGGACGAAUCGCCUCCGCAUUGGUUGGCACGGCCCGCCUGAAGCAGUGCGCCGACGAGUUGAAGGAGUCGGCCGGGAACCUGGCCGGAUUGUCGAGGCAGCUAGUGUGGGCCGCCCAUUUUCAGAUCGAAGCCCAGCCGGAUAUCACCAACCGCUACCUUACGCAGAUGCUAGAUCGCCGAGAUCUUAUCCAUCACAAUUUCAAAGCCUUAACUCGACUACACCGCGCCAUCGAGAUGAACAGGUGGGGGAUUUGGGCCGUCGUCCUCAGAUCUCCCGAUGCCAACGGCGGCCCGCUUUCUUUGGACACGGGAUCGGUACUCGUCAACUUCCUCGCAUCCAGAAACAGUAUACGAAACGCCCAAGAAACAGGCGAUGUCAGCCUCCUGAUGUUUGAGCCGUCGUUAUUUGUGGUCGAGUUGGAGUCUGUCGACGACACAAUUGGAGCAUGGUGCGACAGAGAGAUGCUUCGUUCGGCUCCAAACAUACAAACCCACCACAUGUACCUGGCGGAUACGUUCCGUUUUCCAUCCCACCUAGAUUCGAGGCUGCGGCUUACGGGGGCCGCACUUGGUCUCACCAACUGGGCUUUCCUUCUCUGGAACACGCCAUGGACGCAAAGCCUCUGCAGCUGCUGCAUCCGCUUCGUGUCGGUUGACACUUCUAGGUCUACGGCUACACUUCAACCGGGCCAACAUGAUCCAAACCAUUUAGCGACUAUCAUCACAAAAACACGCUGUUAUAAGGAUCGCGGAAAACAUAUACCAAGGAAGGCCCUGCUCUUAGGCACGUCGCUCGCAGAGAUUGCCAUCCGAAGGCUAUUGACAAUCGCCCUCACAUCGCCCAACGGGAUUCCACGCUUCGCCCUAGGCCACAACCCCCCAAUUUCGGCUAACGAGUUGCUGGGCAAGGUGCGAAUGGCGCGAGACCUGCCGUUCGAGAGGGCAGUUAGGUACUGCUUUUGGUAUGACAGGGAACGCCAAGAGGGGUUCCAUCCGGACGACAUUAUCCGCUUCAAAGAAAACGUGAUCAACGAGUAAGCUUUGUCCAAACUUCUUUCCUCCCAGCCCAGUCUUGCGAACCAUCGGCAGUAAUUCAACGAGGCUGACAACACGGGUGCGAAAGACUGGAGCCG